GCGUGGAAGAACAAGUCUAGAGGGAGGGUAAUAGAUAAUGGUAUGUAAAUAUCUACUAUAAAAAGACAGAAGGAAGAUUAGUGUCAGUAAAGGAGCAGAAAACACCAAAGCAGUGCCCAACCACUGGAUAUUGUUGUCACGUCCAGGGAACCAGCCAUGCAGUUCUCUAUUCUGUUCUUCGUGCUGAUUUUGGCGUGCAUGUACCCAACUCUGGCUCAAGGUUCCUAUGAGACCUGCUGCCUGAAAUAUGUUGCUGGUGUCAAGAAGUCGACCAAAAGAAGGGUUGAGAGGUAUAGACUGCAGGAAACAGAUGGAGGAUGUAACAUUCGAGCUGUGGUAUUCACACUAAGGAACAAAAAAACGUUUUGUGCAAAUCCUGUUCAACCAUGGGUGCAAUGUCUGAUCACUGAGGUUAAAGAUAGAAAAGAUAACAAGAUGAAGAACUGAGUCGGAGCAAGAUGUAACUGAGACCCCAUAGCGGAGCUUGAUUUGGCAGUCUACUGAAGGCCGAAUUUUUAUAGAGGAUCAGUAUACCAGAGUGUUCCAUGGAUCAUCCAUGGAUUUGUCAGGAGGAAAUUCAACCCCAAAACAACAUCAUCGACAUUUUGCUUACAUUGAUGUAUGGCUUGUCACGUUCAGUUCAGUCUAUCUGUUAGUGUACACAUGGCCUGAAGGCGUCUCUGAUUGAUGGUAGGUUAAGUUUCCAGUAAAUGUCUAAAAAAAAAAAAAAAAUGCAUUUAACCCUGAUGUAGCCUACUGUACUUAUAAUACUGUUAUCAAACUGUGAAUAAUUGAACAAUGUGAUCGUUCUGCCUAACUGAAUGAAAGAAAAUAGAGCACAGCAGUGUCCAUAUUUUUGUAUUGUUUUGUACCUUUUCAAUAAAAUUAUAAACAGAA
Messenger RNA from Sardina pilchardus (European sardine), 897 nucleotides. RefSeq names its product chemokine (C-C motif) ligand 25b (gene ccl25b). Lineage: Eukaryota; Metazoa; Chordata; Actinopteri; Clupeiformes; Clupeidae. Gene Ontology annotation, biological process: immune response. The coding region runs from base 157 to 447 and encodes 96 amino acids. The transcript is spliced from 5 exons. Gene Ontology annotation, cellular component: extracellular region. Gene Ontology annotation, molecular function: chemokine activity. The record is from RefSeq and is a predicted model, not a curated record.